Molecule: messenger RNA, 5978 nt
Organism: Paramisgurnus dabryanus
Lineage: Eukaryota; Metazoa; Chordata; Actinopteri; Cypriniformes; Cobitidae
Gene: hephl1a
Product: hephaestin-like 1a
Biological process (GO): iron ion transport
Cellular component (GO): plasma membrane
Molecular function (GO): copper ion binding; oxidoreductase activity
Source: RefSeq, a predicted model, not a curated record
CACUUUCGUUUAGUAUUCCAUAUGGGAACAGGCAGAUAUCAAUGUAUGCCGAACUCUUCCGCAUAGACCGCUUUAGGUUUCGUUUUGAAAAAUCCCCACUGUGGAAUUUUAAGCCUAUUUACCGGAUUAGUUUUUAUACUGUGGCCGCAUUUUCAGAGAUUUUUUUCUUUUGCGGCUAACCUCUAUGCGAUGAAGUCUGUGCUGUGGAUUCUGACAGCCCUGCUCGCUCAGCAGGCCCAAUGUAUCGUUAGGAAAUAUUAUUUAGCUAUAAGAGAGGAAGACUGGAACUACGCACCCACUGGACGUAAUCUGAUCCAUAACAGAAGAAUUAAGGAAGACGAACAUGCAUCAGAGUUUCUCUCAUCUGGCCCUACUCGAAUAGGGAGUGUUUACCGAAAGGCUGUAUACAGACAGUACACAGAUGACUCUUAUUCAACAGAGAUCCCCAAACCUGACUGGCUUGGCUUCCUCGGACCUAUUUUACGUGCUGAGGUUGGUGAUGUCAUGGAGGUCCAUCUGAAAAACUUUGCAAGCAGGCCGUAUUCCCUUCACCCACAUGGAGUGUUUUAUGAGAAGGAUUCAGAGGGUGCACUUUACCCAGAUGGCACGUCUGGUCAUAAUAAGAGUGAUGAUGCAGUGUCUACACAUAUGAGUCACACAUACACCUGGAGAGUCAAAUCAGAAUAUUCUCCUACUGAAGCAGAUGGUAACUGCCUCACUUGGAUUUACCAUUCACACGGUGAUGCACCAAAAGAUAUUGCAUCAGGUCUUAUAGGAGCUCUCCUCACCUGCAAAAAAGGCAUUUUGGACUCUACUAGCUAUAAGCGCUUAGAUGUGGAUGAAGACUUCAUUCUGAUGUUUAGUGUUGUGGAUGAGAAUUUGAGCUGGUACUUGAAAGAGAAUGUAGAAAGAUUCUGCUCUGACCCAGAUAAAACUAAAGAAAUCAUACAUAAUGUGGAUGAAGAUUUUAGAGAGUCCAACCUUAUGCACUCAAUAAACGGAUAUGUUUUUGGUAAUUUGCCUGGACCAAAAGUGUGUGUGGGUAGACCUGUGUCUUGGCAUCUCUUCGGCAUUGGCAAUGAGGUGGACAUUCAUUCUGCCUACUUCCAUGGCCACACCCUCCUAGAUCGUGGGCACCGCACGGAUGUCCUCAGUCUAUUUCCUGCCACUUUUGUCACUGCAACAAUGAUUCCAAGAACAGAAGGAAAAUGGAUGUUAAAUUGCCAAGUUAAUGAUCAUUUAGAAGCGGGAAUGCAGGGUUUCUAUGAAGUCAUGGCUUGUGGAUCUACAGACUCUCCAGCAAAACCCGCUGGCACUGAGAGACAUUUCUACAUUGCUGCUGAGGAGGUGUAUUGGGACUACGCUCCUUCAGGCAUGAACUAUAUGGAAAAUAUAUCACUUACUGAUCCAGACAGUGACUCUGCAAAGUUCUUCAGUCAUGACAAUGGCAAGCUGGGUGGAAAAUACUUGAAAGCCAGAUACAUUGCAUACACUGAUGAAUCAUUUACUACUAAGACACACAUUGUGGGCUCGGACGUGCAUCUUGGUAUUCUAGGUCCUGUCAUCAGAGCAGAGACUGGUGAUGUUAUCAUUGUAACAUUCCUAAAUAAUGCUAAACAUGACUAUAGCAUUCAGCCACAUGGAUUGCAUUAUGAAAAAGCCUAUGAGGGAUCUAUGUAUCAGGAUGGUACUCAGAAAAAUGGAGCCUCAGUGGCUCCAGGUACAAAAUUCACCUAUAUUUGGAAUGUAACAGAAGGUCCCUCUGACAGUGACCCUCCCUGUAUUUCAUACUUGUAUUAUUCCUCUGUUGAUCCUUUUCGUGACACAAACUCUGGCCUAGUUGGGCCCUUACAAGUGUGCAAAAAAGGCAUUCUUGAUCGGAGUGGGCAUCAGCAUGCUGACAAAAUUCAGCAUGAGUUUUUUCUGCUAUUCUCUGUGAUGGAUGAAAAUGAAAGCAGGUAUCUGGAAGAAAACAUUAAAAAGUUUGGCAGCCGUGAGACGGAUCAAGAUGAUGAAGAGUUUCAGGAGAGCAAUAAGAUGCAUGCGGUGAAUGGGUACAUGUAUGGAAACCUUCCUGGACUAGACUUGUGUUUUGGUGAACAUGUUGUUUGGCACACACUUGGCUUAGGCACAGAAGUGGAUAUCCAUGGAAUUUAUUUCCAGGGCAACACGUUUGAACGAGAUGGGACAAACCGUGACACUCUCAAUCUAUUCCCACAUACCACAGUGACGGUCAACAUGAUACCCAAUAAUAAUGGGAUGUUUGAGCUAAGCUGUCGUACAGGUAAUCACUACAAUUCAGGUAUGCAGCAACAUUACAAAGUAAAAGUCUGCUCAGCAGAGAGUCCUCCACCAGAACAUUUUACAUCUGAUAUACACUACUACAUAGCUGCAGAGGAAGUUUUAUGGAAUUAUGCGCAAGAUUAUACUUGGGAACUUGAGAAGCACAAGACUACAAUAGAGGACAGCUUAAGAAGUCUUUACCUUAAUAGGUCAAGUGAUCGGAUUGGUGCUGAGUAUAAAAAAGUGGUGUUCCGCGAAUAUGUAGAUGGGACAUUUACCCAAACGAAACCAAGGAGUGCAGAGGAGGAGCAUUUAGGGAUAAUGGGACCCAUCCUUAAGGCUGAGAUUGGUGAAAAAAUUCAAGUUGUGUUUAAAAACAAAGCCAACAGAACAUAUUCUCUUCAUGCCCAUGGAGUAAAGACCAGUGAAGCCCAUCAGCAUCAUGUUAAACCAGGUCAAGUGGUAACAUACAACUGGACCAUUCCAGCACAAUCGGGUCCAGGCCCCAAUGAUCCUAACUGUAUAACAUUUGCAUACUAUUCAACUGCCAGCUAUGUUAAGGACUUGAUGAGCGGUUUGGUUGGUCCACUGAUAGUGUGCCGUAAAAACACCCUAGACACCAACAGACGUAGAAAAGACAUUAAAAAGGAGUUUGCCCUCCUUUUCAUGGUGUUUGAUGAAAAUGAGUCCCAUUACCUGGAUGAAAACAUUAACACUUAUCUCAUUAAAACGGAUACUGAUAGAUCUGAUAAGGACUUUAUGGAGAGCAACAGAAUGCAUAGUAUUAAUGGAAAGUUGUAUAGUAACUUGCAUGGGUUAAACAUGACAGAAGGCGACAAGACUGAAUGGUAUUUGCUAGGAAUGGGGAACGAAGUGGACAUGCACACAGUGCACUUCCAUGGACAGAGCUUCAUUUACAGAAUGGAUCAUUCCCAUCGUGCUGAUGUAUAUGACCUGUUUCCAGGGACGUUUCAGACCAUAGAGCUAACUGCAGGAAACCCUGGGCAGUGGUUGCUACACUGUCAUGUUACUGACCACAUUCAUGCUGGCAUGGAGACACUUUUUACUGUUAAAGCAGACCCUAGUAUUAGGAAUGAUCAGAGCAGAGCAGACCCUAGUAUUAGGAAUGGUCAGAGCAGAGCUUUCAGUCAUUUUGAAAUCCAAUCCACUUUGAUGCUGUGUUUAGUUGGAUUGGUCCUAUGUCUUGUAAAAUACUAGAAGAAAUAUGUGACCAUAUUGCAAUUAGAAUUAAUAGUGUAUCAUAAAUGAAUGAAAAUAAUAAUGAUUUUUUUUUUUAUUCACCUUGGAAAACAUCUCAUUGUAUCUACAAAUAUUGACUGGUGAUACUGAUUAAUAUAAUUUAUUUUACUGUGAAUUUUUCUGCUUUAAGUGAUCCAAGGACAUGCCAUAUUUAGAAGUAGUUGUUUAAUUAUGCUUUAACAUAUUCAUACAACUUCUCUGUUGGAAAUGAGACCUGUGUGUCAUUCAGGUGUUACUAAAUUACCCUCAUUUCACAAACCUCAUUCUGCACCCACGGUUCUCAGCCUGGCCAUGCAUGUAAAACUGUAUUUACGUAGGCAAAGAUGAAUAAUACGUGCUCUGUACAUGCGAAUGACAUAUUAUAAGCCUCAAAUACAAUUGUUUUCUCCUUCUUAUGUAAACCUUUUGCAUGCAAAAAACAGCUGGAAAACAGGCCAAUCUAAACAUAACACGGACUGUGACAUUAGAGUCAAGAUGUAUGCGGAAGUAAAAUAUGAUAAAGGAAAAGUAGCUAAUAAGUUCAAUCAAUUUUUUUCAUCAAUUUCAAAGAGAUUAGUGGACAAGCUUCCUCAGUGUGGCAUCAAAAAUCUUAAAAAAGGGUUGUUUAUAAUCAGAUGUAUCAAUAUGUAUGUAAGAAUAGUUUAAUUUAUGAUUUUCAGUCAGGUUUUAGAAGAUCUUAUUCGACUGAUACAUCAUUAUUGUAUUUAACAGAUUUUAUAGGGAAACAGAUUGAUAGAGGUAGGAUGUGUGGAAUGAUACUCUUGGAUCUCCAAAAAGCUUUUGACACUGUGAAUCAUUCAGUUUUAAUUGAUAAAUUAAGUUUCAUGGGUUUUUCAAGUAAUGUGAUUGCCUGGUCGCCUUAUUUAUCUGGGAGAUUACAAAGUGUAGAGAUUGAUGGGAUUUUAUCUGAAAAAAAUAAUAUUAUUACUGGAGUUCCUCAGGGAAGUGUUUUAGGCCCUCUUUUAUUUAUUUUGUACAUAAAUAAUUCAGAAGCUCAGUACUUGAGUAAAUGCACUUCGUUACUGUACUUUACUGCAUUUUUUGGGCUACUUUGUACUUGUAGUGAGUAUCAAAAAUAUAAGCAACUUUUACUCUUUACUCAACUAAAUUUUUUGGGGGGGUAUUUGUACUCUUUACUCCACUACAUUUGAACUGACACUUACCAUUACUCACUACAUUGUUUAUUCGUCAAUGAAUAAAAACGAGACGAAAGUGUCAGGGAAUGAGGGACAGAAUCUCUGUGUGGUUGCAAGGUUAUGCACACACACACCACUGAGGGACUUCCUGUGGCGCUACGCAGGGCAAUCGUAUGAAAUCAGAGUACUGCGAGAGCGAAUCAAAUGCAUAUGGAGAAGUCUGGUCUCACAGUACUUUGAUGUCAAACGCUGAACGGCUUGCGUUGAGCCGCCGUAGCGUAAAAUAUAACACAGAGGCAGAGGUAAAAAUCUACUCGAUGGGACAUCAGCUUGCUACUUAUGUCAUAAACUGUACAGAAAAGUUAGCGUCUGGUCUGAGAGAAGAGAUAAAGAGCAGACAUAUGGAUGCAUAUCACAUUUGAUUCUGUCAAGGGACCCUUUGUUAAACUUGUGAUGCUGCAAUCAAAACAAACAAGAAGCGCGAUUGCAGCAGGGUCAUCCCGCAACUCAAAGUCAAGCACAAAUGUUUAUAUACUGAUGCUACUUUAUCAGCUAACCUGAGCUGGUACAUAACUUGAUAUAACUUACUAUAUAAGCCAAAAUAAACCAGGGAUGUUCUGUACUGAUUGCCUGAGUAACUUAAGUAUGUUAUAAGAUUGAUAAUACAUGUACAAUUUCACUGUCCUCACAUUUAAUCAAGUAUGCUGGAAUGUAUUUACUGUAAAGAGGGAUGCAUGACUGAAGAAAUUUAGUGCAGUGGUUCUCAAAGUUUAUCCAUGUGCGGCCCCCCUUGUGUAUGCUGCAUUCCUUCAUGCCCCCCCAAAUAAAAUUUAUGACAACAACAGUUCUAAAAUUUAACAUUUUAAAUAAACAAAACAUAUUAAAUUAUACCAUGUAGUGUUGUUGGUUAGUAACCUUAUUUUUUUUAGGUUUAAUUACACAGAAUUCAUGAUAAAUUAAUGCAUUUUAUAAAAUUACAUGAAACUGUUGCCCCCAGGCACCAUCUUGCGGCCCCCAGUUUGAGAACCAAUACUAUAGUGCACUUAAUGUGAGACAGUGGUGUUACGUACUACAUGUGUUUUAAAUUAAUCUUACAAAUGAACAACUUUUAACUGUAACAACCUACUGGACUCUAAUACUGGAAUUGUUGAAAUAUUAAGAUUCAAUUUUUAUCAAAAGACUACUACUUACUAUGUUUAAUCUGUGUUUGUUUUGCCAUGUGGAAAUAUUGAGGUGUUUGAUUUCUUUUUUAUAUUAGGAAGUAAAACCUUAUGAAUAAACUUUCUUGGUUUUCACUGA